AUGAGCUUUCAAUUAAUCCUUAGAUGUUGUUUUAUACUAUGGUUCACGUCAAUAAUACGAGCUCAACCUCGUGAAGGUUUCCCCUUUGAUGAACAAUUACCAACUGUCGCAAGAGCGAAUGAAGCUUAUGAAUUCCAAAUGUCAAAUGAAACUUUCAUCAGUUCAGAUGGUGAUGUUACUUAUAGUGCUAAGGACCUUCCUUCAUGGCUUUCAUUCGAUCCAACUUCAAGAACCCUUUCAGGAACUCCAAAUGAUCAAGAUGUUACCGAUUCUGCUGGCUUCACAUUAAUGGGUCAAGAUAAUGAUGGUGAAAUCACUAAGCAAUACUCAAUUGUUGUUUCAAAGAAUAAAGGUCCAACCCCAUCAGAUAGUUAUACUGUUUUAUCUCAAUUAUCAGAUUUUGGUCAAACUAAUGGACAAAAUGGUUUGGUCUUAGCUCCAGGAAAAGUUUUCAAUGUUACUUUUGAUUCUAAAACUUUUGAUUCUGAUGAUGAAAUUAAAGGCUAUUAUGGACGUUCUUCUGACAGAUCAUCUUUACCAAAUUGGUUAUUCUUUGAUAGUUCAACUUUAAGAUUUAGUGGGGUUGCACCAGCUGUUAAUUCUGAAAUUGCACCAGGUUUCCAAUAUUCAUUCAUUUUUAUUGCAACUGAUUAUGCCGGUAAUGCAGGUAGCUGGGUUGAUUUUGAUAUUGUUGUUGGUUAUCAUGAUUUAACGACAAGUUUGAAAGGGGUUACAAAUGUUAAUGGUUCUUCUGGUGAUGAUAUCAAUUUCGAGAUUCCUUUAGAGAAUGUUUACCAAGAUGGCGCUGAGAUCUCUUUGGAUAACAUCUCUUAUGCUGGUUUAAACGGUGCUCCAGAUUGGUUAAAAUUGGAUAAUUAUACUCUAGUUGGAACUGUUCCAGAAGAUUUCAAAUCUGGUUCAAAUGAUACAUUCAAUGUCACAAUUUAUGAUCAUUACUCAAACAGCGUCGUUUUAUAUUUUGCUAUUGAAACAAUUGAUUCAUUAUUCUCUGUUGAUUCUUUCAGAGAUGCAAAUGCUACAAGAGGUUCAUAUUUCCAAUAUUAUUUUUUACCAUCUCAAUUCACUGAUUUUUCAAACACAAACUUGACAGUUGAAUUUGAAGAUGCAGAUUGGUUAUCAUUCCAUAGUUCAAACUUAACCAUCAAUGGUGAAACUCCUGAUGAAUUUGAUGAAACUCAAGUCACUGUUAAAGCGCAUUUGAAAAACUCUGAUGAUUCUGAUGAGUUGUCUUUCAAAAUUUAUGGUUCUGAUCCACUUUCAAGCUCCUCUAGCUCAAGAUCACAUUCAAGCACAUCCUCAAGCUCCUCAAGAUCAUCUGCUUCUGCCUCAUCCUCAUCUUCAUCAGGUGCAACAGUCUCUGCUACAUCUGCUUCUUCUAAUGGUAAUGUUUCAAAAUCACCAUCUGGAAGAAACAAAAAAGCAUUAGCCAUAGGUCUUGGUGUCGGUAUCCCAUUAUUUUUAAUUUUGGUUGCAGGUAUUCUUAUCUUUUUGUGUUGUUUCAAAAGACGUAAAAAUGAUAAAUCAGAUGAAGAAGAUUCCUCAAAUUCACCAAAAAUUUCCAAACCAAUCUUGGGUAAUCCUGCUAAUGGACCAAAUUCUAGAUCACCAAAUGGUGCUUCUCCAAUGAGUGGUGCUGCUGCUGCCAGUGGUGUUUUGGAUGAAAAACAAGAUUGGAAUGAACCUCAUAGAUUAGGUGCUUUGAAUGUUCUGAAAUUGGAUGGUAAAGAUCUUUAUGAAAAUGAAAGUAAUAGUUCUUCUUUGACUAAAGGUGACUCAUUUGAUAGUAUUCAUGAUGAUACACAUUCUUCGUUAUACCAUGAUGCAUUACAAGCACAAAGCACAGAUAUGUUAAUGAGCGGUGGUGCUGCUGCUGCUGGUGUUGGUGCUGCUGCUAAUCAUUACAACAAAGAUAAAGAUGCCAUUCCAAAGAAAUCAUGGAGACAAACAAUUGAUUCCAAGAUUAACAGAGAAUCAUUGAACUCAUUAGCCACUGUUUCAACAAAUGAAUUAUUUAGUAUAAGAUUAGCGGAUGAUGAUGAUAUUAGAAAAGAUCCAAGAAAAUCAAAUCUAAGUUUCAGAGAUUCAGCUUUCUUAGGCUCAACAGCAUCUUCAAUUUUGACCAGAGAUGAUAGUGGUAAUAUUCAAAAAUUAGAUAGUGAUGGUAACAUUGUUGAUUUGAAAAAUAGACAUUCAAAAGGAAGAUCGUUAGAUGUUUUGAAAGAAGAACAAACACCACAUUUACAUCAACCUUCAUCAUUCCAACCAACAACUAACAAAUCUUCAUUAGUCAAUGAUACUUCAUUCUCUUCAAAUGCCACAAGUUCAACAGGUGGUGAAGAAUUUUAUCCAGUUGAAACAACAAAUGGUAUUGAAUGGAAACAAAACCAAAAGAAUAAAUUCACUUUUGAAAAUGGAAGUGUACAUACUCUUGGUGAUACAAAAACUCAAGGAAAUAAUGGUAAUAAUAAUAAGGCAAGAUUGGUUGAUUUUACAAAUAAGGCGCGUGCUGAUACUAGUAAUGAUGUUAGUCAAUCUACUUAUGAAACAGCAGAGAUUGAAUCUCUUUGA
Messenger RNA from Hansenula anomala, 2589 nucleotides. RefSeq names its product Axl2p (gene AXL2). Gene Ontology annotation, molecular function: calcium ion binding. Gene Ontology annotation, cellular component: membrane. NCBI's taxonomy places the organism in Eukaryota, Fungi, Ascomycota, Saccharomycetes, Phaffomycetales, Wickerhamomycetaceae. The record is from RefSeq and is a predicted model, not a curated record. The transcript has a single exon. The coding region runs from base 1 to 2589 and encodes 862 amino acids.